Messenger RNA from Sphaeroforma arctica JP610, 2274 nucleotides. RefSeq lists its product as hypothetical. Gene Ontology annotation, cellular component: nucleus; cytoplasm. NCBI's taxonomy places the organism in Eukaryota, Ichthyosporea, Ichthyophonida. The record is from RefSeq and is a predicted model, not a curated record. Gene Ontology annotation, molecular function: protein binding. Bases 30 to 2132 code for a protein of 700 amino acids. The transcript is spliced from 10 exons.
UCCUUCUGUACUAGGACUUGCUAUUUCGUAUGCUAGCGACGGAUUAUGUACACCUUCCACUUACUGCUGUAGCGCAAAUACAUGUCGAUGAAACUAAAGAGCAUGUUGCGAUACGCAUUGGAGAACAUAAGCAUGAACAUGUCGAACGCCUUCCUCUGGCCAGCUCUUACGUCCAAGCCGUGUCGGCCGAAGAGGCAGGGGAGAGCGGUCGUGCAUACGAACGCACGCUUUCGCCUCAAUCAUCCGUAUAUUCCAGCUACAACACGAACACGAGCCAAGCUUCUCAGGAGAGCUACACAUCAGCUCAGGAGAGCGCAUUGGCAUCUAGCUCCCCAACACGCACUUCCGGGUACAGGGCCGCGUAUCCGUCGGCCCACGAGCCUGCUGCGCCAGCAUCGUCGAGUUACAAACCAUUGCAUACGCCGUCAAGAGCACCGGCAAGCACCCCAGCACGUGCAUCUCCCAAGGCCGAGACGCCUGUUGCACACGCCUACAUUGCCCCAGUGUACAAGCCCUUGGGUGUGUACAGAGCGGAAGGCGUGAGUGUGUACGAUUGUGAGGGCGCCCUCUUUGCCUUCGACGCGGGUAUCCAGAAGUUUGUCCCGGUUGUCGGUCAGGCGCACAAUGUCAUCAGCUCCCUCUCUAAAAAUCGGCUGCGACUCGACGUCUACAAGGGCAGCGAACUGUGGUACAGACAAGUACCCAGCAUGAAGAUGAAUUUAUAUCCACUUAAGUCCGAGCAAAUGAUCGUGUGGAACGGUAGCAGGGAAGGCGUUGAGUGCUCCUUCGGUUGGAAGUUUGCCAAGGCUAUUGAUUUCCGGAACUGGCAGUACAAGAUCUAUGGGGCGUUCUUGGCCCAGCACAGCGCAGAAGCAGCGAAGAAGAUGGAUCAAGAGUCAAGAGACUACGUGAUGGCGCUGGGCGGCUUUGACCCUAUGGACAUCGACAAGCCGGAAGUCGCUGGUGCACUGUCAGACUCUGAUGAAACGAGUGACACAGAUGAUCUGCUCAACGACUCCUUCUGGUACAACAAUGGCGAGAAGAAUACUGGGCUGGCUGUGGGUUUCAACACGAACCGCAGCUUUGUAAAGAAUCGCUCUGGUAUUAAUGUGCUCAGGACAACUGACGAGGGCGAUAUGGAGACUGUCACCUCAAUCGGGUCGAAGCAGUUCAAAUUCAACGGGAAAACCUUCAAUGCGAAUAAUAUGAUGCUGCACAAGGGCGACCAACAAAUGCUUCUUUUCGACCCGAUAGCCGAUGACAAAGCUAUCUAUAGAAUGGAUAUGACUAGGGGAGAAGUGGUGGAGGAGUGGAAAACGCAUGACGACAUCGGUGUUAAUGUGCUUGCACCUUCAAAAAAAUACGCGCAGAAAACAGACGCUGACACUUUAGUAGGAUUGAAUCAGAAUCGAUUAAUGGUUGUGGACGGGCGUUUGUCGGGUUCAAAGGUAGUUGAAUCACAGAGCCAAGCGUACAAAACCGCCCCCUUGCUAAGCUGCUUACAUACCACUGCCGAUGGGGGUGUAGUUGUGGGUAGCGAACUGGGCGAGAUUCGAAUGUUUGAUCGAGUGGGCAUCCGUGCGAAAACGCUACUGCCUGGUUUUGGAGAAGCGAUCAUUGGUAUCGAUGUCUCCGCCGACGGCAAGUAUAUUUUAGCGACAUGUGAGAAUUAUUUACUGUUUAUUCCGACGACUUUUACGGAUCCUAAGAGCGGAAAUGAAGCUACUGGAAUCAAGAAGCAGAUGGGCAAACACAAGCCCAAACCGACUGUGCUCAAGCUCAGGCCAGACCAUGUGCAGCUAAUGAAUUCCACGGUUGAUUUUACCCCGGCACGUUUCAAUAUAGGAGAUUCGAAGGAAGAGUUGAUAAGCGCCAGUAGCGGACAGUAUGUGGUGCAGUGGAACGUUUCAGAAGUAGCCAAUGGAAUUACCGACCACUACGUUAUCAAAAAGUACAAGGAUAGCGUGAUUGGCGAUAUGUUCGUCUACAACCAACCGGACAAAGUGGUGGUGGCGCUCACCAGCGAUGUCACCACGUCAAAAAAGCAAAUGUUCAAGAAGCCACAGACCGUAUUCAACAAAGGAAGGGGCAAUGUGUCGGCUCGUGACAGUAUAGUGCACACUCUGUGGUAAAUUUCGUAUUACUCGAUUAAUUAAAAACAUCUGUAUUGCUCGAUUCGCCAAAGACAUCCAAGUUUCUCAAGCCGGUCGCGUUGGCGCUGAUGUAACAGCUUUUAGAUUAGUCAACGGUGAUAAAGCAAUUACGUCUGAAGUG